Lingula anatina is the source of this 1645-nucleotide messenger RNA. Its product is annotated as tripartite motif-containing protein 12A. Lineage: Eukaryota; Metazoa; Brachiopoda; Lingulata; Lingulida; Lingulidae. The record is from RefSeq and is a predicted model, not a curated record.
GGUAUUUAACAGCUCCAGAGUUUAAUAAAAGACAUUUGUAGAAGGAAAUCAAGAGACUGCACAGACUUCAAUAAUGGCAACUAAUCAGCUCUUAAACAUAAAGCAGAAGUUCACGGAGGAAUUCUUAAAAUGUGAAGUCUGUUUUGAUGAAAAUAUAAGCACACGGAGGCUACCAUGUAAGCAUAAUUUUUGUCUUUCUUGCCUAGGAAAAAUUGCAGAUGGAAAGGACAAAUUCUCAUGUCCCAAGUGUAGAGCCACUGUUAUUGUGCCAGAAGGAGGUGUUGAUCAAUUUCCAGAAGAUGUGCCCACCAGAAAAAUGUUGGACUUUGCCAAGAGUCUGCAUGUGGCUGGAGAUAAAUCUUUCUUUUGUGAACAUCACCCAAACAAACCCCUUGACCUAUAUUGCAAAAGAGACAACACAUUGAUAUGUGGUACCUGUGUGGUAAAACAACACAAAGGUCAUGAUGCUGAGACCAUUGAAGAUGCUGCUCUGGAGAAAAGGAAAUAUUUUCAAAAAAUGGCUUAUUUACAAGAUGAAGCACUGCAUGAUAUUCAAAAUGAAAUCUCUGGAUUGCAAAAAACCAGGAAAUACAUGGAGACUGGGGCUAACCGUGUUGUAACAAAUGUUAUCAAAAUGGCAGAAAACAUUAAGAUGUCUGUUGAGAGAAGAUGUGAUAUGUUGUGCGAUAAAAUACAAAAGAUACAAUCUGUAGAAUUAUAUAAACUAGAACAAGAACAAAAAAAUCUAAGAGAACGAGAAGAUGAAGUGAAAACCACAAAGCAAAGGUAUCUCAGCUUGUUGAAAAAACCAACAGCUGUUGAAAUGAUGUUCUCUGCAAAUUCAGUUGAACACCUAAAAACAAGUUUCAGAGAUGUUCCCACCUGUCAUGAAGAUGUCAGAAUGGCAAGAAUAAAAUGGAGUAAGAUGGACAUAGAUUCACAAGUAAAGGAGAUGUUCGGGCAACUGGUAAUAGAAAAGAAAGAUUUACAGUUUCUAUGAACAACACAUUAUCAUAGUGGUUUUUGGACAGACAACCACUCUGGAAAUUCUGAUAGGCAAUGGAAUGAGGAUAAGAGAAGUGUUGUAGAUCUCACUACUUUAACUGUAGUGGAAGAGUGUCUAGGGGUAAGGUUAAAUGUUAAACAAAAUCCACACUGAUAUUCCAACUUCUAUCUGAAAGUGCACAUGCCUGUAUUGCAGUGAACUGCAACUAUGUUAAAGGUUAUUCAGUAAACAAAAAGGUUAUGUAUGAGCAGCAAAAAGAUGCUAAAGAAUUAAAAUUUAAAUUCAAUGAAUGAUAGCAUGGAUUUCCGUUUUAGUAGAGAAAUAACAAAGACACUGCAAGCCAGCAUUUAUUUUUGUUUUAACAAAUUUACUGAUUAAAAUCAUUUGCAAGAAAUGUAAUUAUAAAACUGUAUGUACACUGAUACUACAAACUGAUGUUAGAAAAGGGUACCUGUCAUUUAUUUACCCAGACACUGCUGCCAGAAAGCCAUAAGUAGGCUCAUAAGUUUAUAAAACAACCUGAACAUAUUUUGUGUAAUUGCCUCAACUGUAUGAUUACAAAAGGACUUCAUAAAAGUAUGGGGAGAUCUUGUAAACCAGCCAAAUAAUAAAUAUAAGGGUUAAUAAAUGGUUAGAAAA